AUGCGGUCGAUCAUCGAUUCCACAUGUCCAAAGAAAAAGAGACGAGCCCUAAUCCAUGACCGAUCCGUGGAUGCCCGUGGGCAGCAUAGCCAGCAAAAAGCCAGCAAAGCCAGCACAACGAUGCAGUCAGUUUCCGAGGCACCGGAUCUGCCUACCUGUCUUUGCGCCGUGUUGUCGCAGGGGAAACGGUUGCCAGGCGUGUCUCAGGACGAUGAUCCAUCUGGUGGAGUCACAAUAAGAGCGGAUGACGAACGACAUUUGCAGACGCCGCUGGGCCCGCUGUAA
Messenger RNA from Penicillium cataractarum, 285 nucleotides. RefSeq lists its product as uncharacterized. NCBI's taxonomy places the organism in Eukaryota, Fungi, Ascomycota, Eurotiomycetes, Eurotiales, Aspergillaceae. The coding region runs from base 1 to 285 and encodes 94 amino acids. The transcript has a single exon. The record is from RefSeq and is a predicted model, not a curated record.